Messenger RNA from Lentinula edodes (shiitake mushroom), 819 nucleotides. RefSeq names its product P-loop containing nucleoside triphosphate hydrolase protein. Gene Ontology annotation, biological process: microtubule-based movement. Bases 1 to 819 code for a protein of 272 amino acids. The record is from RefSeq and is a predicted model, not a curated record. Gene Ontology annotation, molecular function: ATP binding; microtubule motor activity; microtubule binding. NCBI's taxonomy places the organism in Eukaryota, Fungi, Basidiomycota, Agaricomycetes, Agaricales, Omphalotaceae. The transcript is spliced from 6 exons.
AUGUCCUUCCUUUUACUCUCAGCAGUGCUACGGUGGACAUUGCUUUUACUCUGGGAGGUUGGAAGUUCGGUCGGGAUGCAAGCUGGGGAGCUGGGGAUUCGCUCUCGACUUCAAACAAAUCGUUGUUCGGAUUGGAAUGAAUCUGGUCCCCUUCACUGGGCGGUGGCCCCACAACCCCGGGUGGUCGACAAACUCCUGGUCCUGGUGGCAAUCAUGGUGGUCCACAACUGCAAUCGCGGGAUGGUAGGAGCGUACAGACCGAGUCUCAUUGAUCUUGCGGGCUUCGAAAAGGCUACGUCUCACAAGGAGCGGACGCGAGGGGGCAAGUAUAUUAAUAAGAGUCUUCUUACCCUUGGUACUGUCAUCAGUAAACUCUGGGAUAAUGCCACUAAACAGAAGAAUGACCACAUUCCCUUCCACGACUCCAAACUCACCAGGCUUCUCCAGCCCUCUCUCUCAGGGAACGCCCGUAUAAGUGUCAUCUGCACAAUUAGCCCAGACCCCUCGCCAGUCGCCGAGUCAACCUCAACCCUCCUAUUCGCAAAACGCGUCAAGGGCGUGAAAUUGCAUGCUCAGAAGAAGGAAGUUAUCGACACCGAUGUGCUUAUCGAGAGGUAUAGGAAGGAGAUGGAUGAUUUGAAUUUGCUGCUGGGAGUGUUGUUGGUCUUGGUGGAAUCGGCGCUGUAUAUAGAUGGGGUGCGAGAAGUGGUAUGGGUCACAGAUUGGGUGGCAAGGGUGGGUGGUGGCGGUGGCGGUAGCUUCAUCAUAAUGUUGACAGUGAGACUUGUAGUGUUCCAGCAAAACCGUUUGCAUCCAUGA